GUCAUGGAGGUGUAAUGGAAUGAAAACAGUGAAUCUAGUGUGAUUUUCAUCAUGUGAAUAGAUUUUUGUUGGCGUUAUCGACAACUAUAUAAUGAAAUGAAAGACCUUAUAUGACAUUAAUAGUACUGAAGAACAUUGCUUACCUGAACCAUUCUUCAAAAUAACAGUGUAUUAUCCUAAUUUGUGCUAGAACAAAAUCCACAAAGGGUUUGUGUUCCAAGUGUUCCAAGAAUUUUUAAUACAGAGGUUAUUCCUCUGUCAGAUUCAUGUUAGAUCCACCCAGAAAAGCGCAGACUUCAUCCUCAUUGGUUGAGUCUGCUAGCGAUGCCAGUGAACCGUCUGACAUGAGUCUGUCUACAUCCCCAGGCAGUGACACUUCCCAGGGACGUGGGCGAAGACGGUUGUGUUCUCGCACGCUUUCCUCCAAUCCAUAUACAGUUCAAUGUGUUGACCCACCUUCACAAGUGGACCUUGUAUUUGCAGACGAGGAAGAUGAUAAUGUGUGUCCUAAAGAAUCUCACUUUCCACCAUGUGAGAUCAUUGAAAAUGGUGGAAGUUGUCCCCCUAAAUAUCAGUAUUAUGACAAUGUCUGUAACGGUAAUAGUGCUUUUGAACAUCAAACAAAAUACAAGAACAACGUCAAUGUUAACGACCUAGGUGAGACUGCAGCAAGACUUGACGAUCUCAAGUUACAAAGGCCGAAAACUCAAACAACAAAACAUAGUCAUCCCACCAAGAAUCUCUAUCAUGGCAGAAACAACAACAGACAAAAACUUUACUCUACAGACAGCGAUGAAGAAGUGCCAAAGAAGACAAAUUUAGACAUGUUAAUACCAUUACGUAAGAAUUCCCCAAUUUCCCAGAAAUGUCAUUUACCAUUGACUAGUAUUGUUCAUGUAACUAAACCAUGUUGUGGUGUAGGCCGACCUCCCAAACCUGAAUUUAAACAGUAUUCUAGUAUUAGUGAAGUACAGCAUUGUAAACAUGUAAAUAGAGGUAUUAAACCAAAUGACUUCAGGGAAAGACUUGCAGCUAUGAAGAGAUGGUUCACAGAUUUUAAUGAUGAACAAAAGAAUUUAGUAUUAAAAGGCCUUUUGAGUGGUUGUGAUUUACCUCAGAUACAUUUGUUGUCAGUUAAAAUGGAGGAAAACUUUCAUCUUGGCUGUCCACCGAAUUGUCAAGAUAUUAUAACUUGGUUACCAUCAAAUAUUGCAUCAAAAAUAAUGUCUUCUUUAGAUCCAGUCAGUUUAUGCAGGGCAUCCCAGGUUUGUAAAAUAUGGCAACAGCAUGCAGAUGAACCAAUUUUCUGGAGACGAUUUUGUUGUCAGCAGAAAUGGCGCCUUUCAAAAGCUGCAGAACAUAAACAAGUUAUUUCUCACAUGUCACCGGAAGGCAGUAUUCAGUGGAAGAAAGUAUUUGCUGAAAGAUAUCGGUUAAGAAAUAAUUGGUUAAGUGGUAGAUGUACUGUGAGAACAUUUGAAGGUCAUACACAAGGAAUCUCAUGUGUUCAGUUUGAUGAUAGUCGAAUUGUCAGUGGUUCAUCAGAUAAAACAAUAAAGGUAUGGAAUAUUCGUACAAAUGCUCCCUGGUCAGUUCAGACAUUAGUUGGUCAUAGUGGAACUGUGCGAUGUUUACAUUUAGAUGGUAAUCGUCUUGUUAGUGGUUCUAGUGAUACAACAAUAAAGGUGUGGGAUUUAUCAACACAAGAUAGUUGGUCUAGUAUAGCAUGUAAAGUUACUAUGAUAGGUCAUACAGAAACAGUUCGUUGUCUACAGGUUGAUGAUGAUAAGGUGAUCAGUGGAUCUUACGAUAUGACACUUAAAGUCUGGGAUUUACGUACUGGGCAAUCAAGAAUGACAUUACGUGGUCAUCAAGCAGCUGUAUUAUGUGUUCAUUUUAAUGAAACUAAAAUAGUUUCUGGUUCCUGUGAUAAAACUAUUAAGGUUUGGAAUUAUACUGGUAGUUGUUUGAUGACUUUGACAGGUCAUCAAGAUGCUGUCACAUGUCUACAGUUUGACACAACAAGAAUCGUCAGUGGUUCGUUAGAUUAUAAUCUGAAAUUCUGGGACAUACAUUCUGGUGAUUGUGUUAAUACUAUCGAUUGGAAAGCUGCAGAAGGGCAUACAGGGGUUGUGAGAUGUUUACAAGCAGACGGAUGGAGAUUAGUUAGUGCUGCUGAUGAUAAAACUAUUAAGGUAUGGAAUUUAGAGACGGGUCAACGGUUGGUGACAUUACGUAAUCAUACAGAUGGCGUAACAUGUUUACAGUUUAAUGAUUUUAUUAUUGUAUCGGGUUCUUAUGAUAAAACAGUUAAAUUAUGGGAUUUUAGUUCAUGUUAAAUAUCUGUCUCAAUCCUAGCAUUUCUCAUAUUACUUAAAGGGGCAUUAUUUAAGAGUUAAAUCUGCAUAUUGCAGGUCUUUCUUUGCCUUAAAUGUUAUAUAAAUUAUUACUUAGACAUUUUUAGACUUGCCAAGACCAUAAUCAACUCCCAAUGCCAUCGAGUGCUCUAGGUUUUCAACAGAUUUAAAUAUGAUUUGUGGUUAAUGAUUUAAUUUAAAAAUUGAUAAUCGAGAUUUUGUUUAUUAUCUUAACAAUGGUAACAAUGGCAAUCGUGACUACACUGUUUUGCAGUCGACGAUAACUUAGCUCAGAAUGAAGUAAUUUUACUUAAUUUUUCACAUAUCCCCUUUUCAUUAUCUAUUUUUAAACUAUUAUCGCGAUAACGGUCAGCUCUUUAUCUAAAUCUUACAUAAUGCAUGGCUUAUUGACUGAGAAAAAUGGUUUUAGAAAUCUGAUUGACUGACAAAAUAUAUAUAGCUGUUUAAAUCUUUAUAGGCGUCUGUAUUUCAGUUUCUUCACUGUUUUAUUAUAUUAAAGGGACUAUCCCGAUUUGAACAGAGUCUCAAAAAUAAAAGUCUGAGUACGUUUGAAAUUUAAGCGCCAAAAUAUAGAGGAAUGGUGUAUUUACCUUGUCUCAAAAAUUCAGCUCACAAUAUUUAGUCAUUUGGACAUGAACGUCAUAAAUGCUUAUCCGGACACGUAACCCUUUUAAGAUUUCUGGUCAUUAUUUCAUUGGGUGACCUGAUAAUCGAUUCCCAUUCCUUUAGAGGUCGAUACAAUGAAUGACCCAUGUGCUGUACUUGAUAACGAAAGGUAAAUUUCACCUACACAUUAUUUUUAUAAAGUAAAAGUCUGGUUUAUCCGUAAGCCGCAUAAUACAGUUUGGGACACCGGUCUCCAUUUCCAGAUGAAGACUGACGGGUUUAAGUUGUUUGCAAACGUAUCACGUAUAUUGAGUUAAUUGCUCGGCCCUCUGGUAGAUGAUUUUAAGGGAUUAUCGGGAUUGGCCCUUUAAGCUGUUAAUAAGCAUAAACUCCUUCUUUAAUAGAAAUAAGAGGUAAUGAAAUGUAAAUAAGGUAUACACUAUUUUUAAGAGAUAUAUGUAUAUAUUCUGAACUAAGCAUCUUAUUUGAACACCAUGUUAUAUUUUGUAAAUCGUCAUUGAAAUCCAAAUAGAUUUGAGUUGAUAUUGGUGCACCCUUGUAGUUCUGGGUCAGCCAAUGUAAUCGAGAAGAAUUAGAAACCUAAGAUGUCUUUUUAGCUCAUAAAAUGCACGGUUGUAUGUGACAAGGAGUAGGGUCGCCUGUCCAACCUGGUGGGUUUUCUCCAGGUCCUCCGGUUUCCUCCCACUGCUAAAGACCACUACACAAAAGCAAAUUAUUGAAACAAAAUUAAACUAUGUGUUAGUCCCGAAAUGACCUGGUGUGUGUCGUGUGGAUGUUAACCUGAUCUCUCUCUCUCUCUCUCUCUCUCUCUCUCAUAUAAAAUGCAUAAUAAAAUUUAAGUAAACUGCAAAUCGAGAAUCAACAAAUUUAUCCCCUGAUUGAGAA
Molecule: messenger RNA, 3890 nt
Organism: Patella vulgata (common limpet)
Lineage: Eukaryota; Metazoa; Mollusca; Gastropoda; Patellidae
Product: F-box/WD repeat-containing protein 7
Exons: 14
Coding region: 267-2339 (690 amino acids)
Molecular function (GO): protein binding
Source: RefSeq, a predicted model, not a curated record